UUGCAUCCACAUUCGAGGAGAGAGGAGCAUUGGUAGUACUACACCACCACUCCAACUGGACUUGUCUUCUCUGGGCUGCACCAGAAAACCCCCGAACAGCUCCCUCCCCAGGUCUCCCCGGGAUCCGUGUUUUGCAUCGCUCCUCAAUUUGCAUUUCUUCCUCAGAUUUUCCGUGCGACGGGUUCAGCCGCUCAAAACCAGCGGGCGCUUCACGGCUCGGUUAUACGCGCGCCUCCAUUUCCAAAGCAAUACGCACAGAGAGAAAGCCUGUGGAUUUUUUUCUCCCCCCAUUUUAUUUUUUCUUUGAAUAAUGUUGCCGAACCUCCACGAGCAGGGAAACUGAGGACAUUUUGAGUUACUGAUAUUUCUGUCGCGCACCUACGGAGACAGACACGUGUCUUCUGGGUACGCAGAAAGGGCUAGGUCGUGCCAGCAGAUUUCAUUGUUUAUUUUCCCCUUUUGUUUGUUACGAAGGAGCCGGUUCAAGCUUGGCGACGAGCUAUACAUUUCAGUUUGUGCGCCUUGGUGAUAAAGACGCAUUUGGAGAUGUCGGAAGUGUUGCCUUUCAACGAAGAAAAUAUGAGUCAUUAUGGAAAUGAGGGCGACGAGGGACACCUUUCCUUCACCUGUCGUCUUCAAGACACCAACAACUUCUUCAGCGGCUCACAGAACAAACGUCCGCCGAAACUCGGGCAAAUAGGCAGGAGCAAACGGGUUGUGAUUGAGGAUGAGAAUGGCGACGACGAAGCGCAGAAAAAUGGAACAGAGAAGACUCCGGCAGAGGCUUAGAGUGGUCGGCACACCACCCCCCCUCAAAAGACACUCUUUAAAUUUUCUAUGGCGAUAUUUACCAGUUUUAAUCCAAAGACACUGUAUAUAAGCACUUUCUCUCAUGUGGCAGCAAGCAGCACUUCCACACCCUCCUCUCCCAGUCAGUCAUGACUGUCUGGAUGACACAUGCUGGCAGGGGUGGGAGAUGGCAGCAAAGGAGACCCCCAGGUGGACCCUCCCCCCUCACUCCCAACACACACUUACACUAACACACACGCACACACACCCUCAACUACAGGGUUUUGCCAUAAAUACAAACGCAGGAGAAGGCAAUGGGGAAGGGGGAGGGCAAGGGGUGCAGUGGUGGGGGGGUAAAGGCAGGAGGCAAUGCUGUCGAAAUGCAGAAAUCAGGGACAGGAUACAAAAAUAAAUCUAAUAUAAAACCUAAAGCACACAAUUCUCCUAUAUCUUAUCAAUCAAACCUGUGGUACCAUUUGUUCUGCUCCUCAUUUUGAGCGAGGGCAAAUGAAUAGCAGUUUGUAAAUAUGGAAAGGGUAGCCCAUAUUUUCUUGCACAAAGUGGGAAUUGGUAAACUGGUUUGUUUCGUGUUGAAGACUUUAUUUAUUAUUGAUCCUUGGGAACAUGUCUUUUGCAGUGACUUAAGGCCUGAGGGAGUGUUUUUUUGUAUGUUGAGAAAACUGUGAGCAAACGAGAGUGAUAUUUUUUUCACUUAACAAUUCUUGAUGUUGCCUGAGUGUUUUUUGUUACCAUACUUUGCAGCUAACGAGUCAUUUAUAUACCGUGUACCUCCCACCUGUUUGUAAGCUUCCCAGGCUUUCACCUGGAUUGGUUGAUACUGUAACUUGACUGUACACACCUUAUUGAUAACAAAAAAAAGACUAUUUAUAUUGCAUUGUGCAUUAUUGUGUGUGCCAAAUCUCAUGAGGGAUAUACUGUACCGGACAACUUGUUCUUUUUCGUGCUUUAUACAUUUACUCGUUGAGUUCAAUUGUUUUGUUGGGUUGCCAUUUUUUAGGGCUCUUUCUUAAAACACUGAAAUACCGACUCAUGCAUGGCAAAUAUAAAAUCAUGCAUGCAUGGCAGAAAAUUCUGAAAAUCUUGUGUAUUCUUGAAGCACCUCGUAUACAGCUUUGAAUGACAAACCUCGAGAAACAGUCUUAACUCUGCGUUGUACUGUACGAUUCACACUGAUUUGUACAGUGGCCUAAUAUCUUGUAAUAAAGAUUAUGACAAAGUA
Molecule: messenger RNA, 2029 nt
Organism: Pelmatolapia mariae (spotted tilapia)
Lineage: Eukaryota; Metazoa; Chordata; Actinopteri; Cichliformes; Cichlidae
Gene: camk2n1
Product: calcium/calmodulin dependent protein kinase II inhibitor 1
Exons: 2
Coding region: 547-789 (80 amino acids)
Biological process (GO): negative regulation of protein kinase activity
Molecular function (GO): calcium-dependent protein kinase inhibitor activity; protein kinase binding
Source: RefSeq, a predicted model, not a curated record